Molecule: messenger RNA, 741 nt
Organism: Heterobasidion irregulare TC 32-1
Lineage: Eukaryota; Fungi; Basidiomycota; Agaricomycetes; Russulales; Bondarzewiaceae
Exons: 3
Coding region: 49-327 (92 amino acids)
Source: RefSeq, a predicted model, not a curated record
GGCAAAACUUAUUUCCCUCCUCCGAAGGGCGGCAAUGUGGCCUCGGCUAUGGAUCUUCUGGUAUACGAGCAUGCUGCGAUGGAUGCAUGCAGGCACACAAAGUUGAGGCACAACCUUGGCAUUCGUCCUGCGGCUAUGAGAGCCUUGGAUCCUAUGCGCUUGUGCGAAGUCGACCCGAAUUGUACCAACUCAGGAGAGAUGGACAAACUCGACGUGAGGGUGCAUUGUCUGAUGUGUGCAUCAAGAUGCAGGGCUGCCAUAAUGGGAUGGAGGACCGCGGUGCGUCACGCAAUUCACAGCCACACCCGUAGUGAAGGCCUGAAGUAGAGACUAGCGACCAAGGCAGAAACGAAGAUGGCGAAAGUGCUCGAGUUGAAAACUGCUGAAUCGUCAUGGGACGAGUAUCGGCGAACAGGGCCAUGGAUUUGUCUUGUAUGUCCCGCAUUCACAAUACCUGGUAGCAUCGAGGAACAUUUUUAAUGGAACCAUCACGGUGUUGAGCCAGAAAUCAACACAACGCACAAAAGACACCCUGAAGCUUCGCCUUAUGUUAUAUCGCCCGUCGCUAUCAAGCUCAUUUAGGAAGCGAACUGAUGGUCUUAGAUGAUCAGGGGGUAAGUCAAAUUAGGGGUUUUCAGAGGAGCAGACGCUAUGACCAAAGAAGUAUGAAGAGUGGAGGAGGGGGUUGAGACAGACUUGACUUUAAUUGGCAGCAAUAUAUAUCUUCGCAUCGUUCCCUUU